Messenger RNA from Salvelinus fontinalis (brook trout), 3328 nucleotides. Its product is annotated as teneurin-2-like. The annotation marks the transcript as partial. Gene Ontology annotation, cellular component: membrane; neuron projection. NCBI's taxonomy places the organism in Eukaryota, Metazoa, Chordata, Actinopteri, Salmoniformes, Salmonidae. The record is from RefSeq and is a predicted model, not a curated record. Gene Ontology annotation, biological process: heterophilic cell-cell adhesion; signal transduction; neuron development. The transcript has 11 exons. Gene Ontology annotation, molecular function: cell adhesion molecule binding; protein heterodimerization activity; protein homodimerization activity.
CUCCCUCCUUCCCUCCUUCCCUCUCUCCCUCUUUCCCUCCUUCCCUCCUUCCCUUUCUCUUUUCUUCAUCCUCCAGGUCGCACCAUCCCCCCUACCUCCUCCCUCCUCCCCCCCUCUGCCCCUCCCUCUUCAUCCCUAUGCCCCUCCUCCUCCUCCUCCUCCUCUCCAUCAUUCAGGGAGUGCCAGGUGCCCCUGCUGGAGAAUAAUUCCUCCCACUCCCGCCUGGAGCCCCGCCCCCACAAUGACUCAUACCUGCUCAGACACCAACCCCCCUCUUCCGGAGCUCCUAACCACCUCGGUGGGUCCACCCUGCGACCCCCCCUGCCUCCCCCUCACAACCACCAGACCCUUUCCCACCACCACCACCACUCCUCAGCCAACAGCCUGAACAGGAACACCCUGAGAGGGGGUAGGAACACCAUCCAUGCCCCCCCUCCGGUACCAGGGGAAGGGUCCACCUCACCGGAGUCGGUACAGCUACAGGACAGCUGGGUACUGAAUAGUAACGUCCCACUGGAAACCAGGCACUUCCUGUUUAAGACGUCGUCGGGGACGACCCCCCUCUUCAGUAGCUCCUCUCCCGGUUACCCUCUGACCUCUGGGACGGUCUACUCUCCACCCCCUCGCCUAUUACCCAGAAACACCUUCUCCCGCUCUGCCUUCAAGCUCAAUAAGCCGUCUAAGUACUGCAGCUGGAAAUGUGCUGCCGUGUCGGCCAUUACUACAGCCAGCUUGCUGGCUAUAAUACUGUCUUACUUUAUAGCCAUUAACCUGUUGGAUCUGACGUGGCAACUGCAGCCCUCUGAAGGCCCUGUGUUGAACAACGGUCUGAGUACUGCAGGACUAGCUGUCAACAGUGAUGUGGCCACACUGCCCUCUGGAGGCAGAGCUCCAUGGCAAGGUCCUAACAUCAGUAUAGACAGUGGGGAUGUGGAGGUGGGGAGGAGGGUGAGUCAGGAGAUUCCUCCAGGGAUGUUCUGGAGGUCUCUGCUUCACCUGGCCCAGCCGCAGUUCCUCAAGUUCAACAUCUCCCUGGGGAAAGAUGCUCUGUUCGGGGUCUACAUCCGCAAGGGCCUUCCCCCCUCACACGCGCAGUAUGACUACAUGGAACGCUUGGACGGUAAAGAGAAGUGGAGUGUUGUUGAGUCUCCUCGAGAACGCCGCAGCAUCCAGACUGUGGUUCUAAACGAAGCAGUGUUUGUUCAGUACCUGGACCCGGGAGCAUGGCAUCUAGCCUUCUACAAUGACGGACGAGAAAGAGAGACCGUCUCCUUCAACACUGCUGUAAUGGACUCGGUACAGGAGUGUCCCCGUAAUUGUCAUGGCAACGGAGAGUGUGUGUCUGGUGUGUGUCACUGCUUCCCUGGGUUCCAUGGCAUGGACUGCUCCAAAGAGGCCUGUCCAGUGCUGUGUAGUGGUAAUGGUCAGUAUGAUAAGGGAUCCUGUAUCUGCUACAGUGGAUGGAAGGGAGCAGAGUGUGCCGUCCCUACCACCCACUGCAUUGACCCUCUCUGUAGUGGACAUGGGACCUGCGCUGACGGGACCUGUGUCUGCUCCCUGGGGUACAAGGGAGACAACUGUGCCAAAGUGGACUGCCUGGACCCGACCUGUUCUAAUAAUGGUAUCUGUGUAAACGGGGAGUGCCACUGUAAACCCGGCUGGGGCGGCCCACACUGUGAGCUGCAGCGGGCACUAUGCCCAGACCAAUGCCAUGGCCAUGGUGCAUUCAUACCAGACACUGGCCUCUGUAGCUGUGACCCUAACUGGAUGGGACCAGACUGCUCUGUAGAAGUGUGUUCUGUGGACUGCGGGACUCACGGUGUGUGUUUGGGCGCAGCGUGUCAGUGUGAGGAGGGCUGGACAGGUACCGGGUGUGACCAGCGAGUGUGUAACCCACUGUGCAUCAAACAUGGAACCUGCAAGGACGGCAAGUGCCAGUGUCACCAGGGCUGGAAUGGAGAACACUGCACCAUCGAUGGUUGUCCUAACCUGUGUAAUGGUAAUGGUCAGUGUACCAUAGGGGAGCAGAGCUGGCACUGUGAAUGCCAGACAGGCUGGAGGGGUGCCGGAUGCAGCGUUGCCAUGGAGACCUCCUGUGCCGACAACACGGACAAUGAAGGAGGUACAUUUACAUUUACAUUUAAGUCAUUUAGCAGACGCUCUUAUCCAGAGCGACUUACAAAUUGGUGCAUUCACCUAAUGACAUCCAGUGGAACAGCCACUUUACAAUAGUGCAUCUAAAUCUUUUAAGGGGGGGGGGGGCAGAAGGAUUGCUUUAUCCUAUCCUAGGUAUUCCUUGAAGAGGUGGGGUUUCAGGUGUCUCCGGAAGGUGGUGAUUGACUCCGCUGUCCUGGCGUCGUGAGGGAGUUUGUUCCACCAUUGGGGUGCCAGAGCAGCGAACAGUUUUGACUGGGCUGAGCGGGAACUGUACUUCCUCAGUGGUAGGGAGGCGAGCAGGCCAGAGGUGGAUGAACGCAGUGCCCUUGUUUGGGUGUAGGGCCUGAUCAGAGCCUGAAGGUACUGAGGUGCCGUUCCCCUCACAGCUCCGUAGGCAAGCACCAUGGUCUUGUGUGUGUGUGUGAAAUUAAGGGUUAGACCUCUGGUAGUCCAGCAGUGCAAACUUUUCAUCUUAAGUUGAAAUAAAUUGUAAGGAGAAUGAAGUAACCUUUCAUAGUUUCUGUACAGCACUUUGAGAUAUCAGCUGAUGUAAGAAGGGCUAUAUAAAUACAUUUGAUUUGAUUUGAUAGUAAUAUGUGUAUGUUUGAGACACUGAAACUAUCUCACCUCUCCACUCCCCUCUCUCUCAUCCUCUCUUUCUCCCUUAUCUCUCUCUCCCUCCUCUCUUUCUCCAUCCUCUCUCUCUCCCUCCUCUCUUUCUCCCUCCUCUCUCUCCCUCCUCUCUCUCUCUCCUUCCUCUCUCUCUCCUUCCUCUCUUUCUCCCUCCUCUCUCUCUCUCCCUCCUCUCUUUCUCCCUCCUCUCUCUCUCCCUCCUCUCUUUCUCCCUCAUCUCUCUCUCCCUCCUCUCUUUCUCCAUCCUCUCUUUCUCCCUCAUCUCUCUCUCCCUCCUCUCUUUCUCCAUCCUCUCUCUCUCCCUCCUCUCUUUCUCCAUCCUCUCUUUCUCCCUCAUCUCUCUCUCCCUCCUCUCUUUCUCCCUCCUCUCUCUCUCCCUCCUCUCUUUCUCCCUCCUCUCUCUCUCUCCCUCCUCUCUUUCUCCCUCCUCUCUCUCUCCCUCCUCUCUUUCUCCCUCAUCUCUCUCUCCCUCCUCUCUUUCUCCAUCCUCUCUUUCUCCCUCAUCUCUCUCUCCCUCCUCUCUUUCUCCAUCCUCUCU